Messenger RNA from Malus domestica (apple), 2544 nucleotides. Lineage: Eukaryota; Viridiplantae; Streptophyta; Magnoliopsida; Rosales; Rosaceae. The record is from RefSeq and is a predicted model, not a curated record.
AUUGGUUAUUCUGGGUUCGAUUUAGAUUCACAUAAAAGUUGCAGCUGUUGCUGUUGUCGCGUACAAUACAAGUGCCUUUUUUUUAAUUUAAUUUAAAAAAUAAUUUUCCAUUUCUUGGCCUAUUUUAUUUUCCUGAAAUGUACAUAUUCACCUGCAUGUACAAUAUAAGCUAAUUCCUUUCUUGCUCUUUCUACCUCCGAAAUAAACGGGCUUCUCAGAAAAAGAAAAAAAAAAGCUUCUGUUUCCUUUCAUUUGUCUCCUAAAUAUCUUUUUACAGCGUGUUUGUUCGAUCCCAUUGCUGUCUAGAAGCUGCUCCUGAAUUUUAUGGGCUGUUUUUAGUUACAUGGUGGAGGAGAACAUACAAGUUUCUUGCUGUUUCUUCAAGCCCAGGGCAGUGAUUUGGGGUGGAGGAGAAUUCAGAACCAGAGGUGUGAGAUAGAAGACGAUUUCGAAGGCCUUGGCUUUGCUGGAAUUCAGGGGAUUUUAGUUUGAAUUUCUUUGACUUGGUUUGAAGAAAUGAUGACUGUUUUGGAUCAAAACUUCAAUUUUUGAUCUGGUUUUUGCCGGAAAGAAGAGGAGAAUUUCUUCAAUCGUUGGUGUUAGAAUUAGCUUGUGGAGGACAGAGAGAGAAAGACGGGGGAUAUUUUUGUAACUUACUGUAAUGGAGGCAGAGGCGGCCUCGGCUGAGCAGCCGCAGGCGGCGGCGCAGCCAACCUUGCCCCGGAAGAAGAUGACGAAGCAGCUAACAGGAAAGCGCGAUGACACGCCUUUGCAUUCCGGAGCGAGGUCAGGAAGCAUGGCGGUGGUGAUGGAUAUCCUUGAAAAUACAGAAGAGGGUGCGUUGAAGGAGUUAUUGACAAAGCAGAACUCAUCUGAUGAAACAGCACUAUAUAUUGCUGCAGAAUAUGGUUAUGUUGAUUUGGUCAGGGAGAUGAUCAAGUACUAUGAUCUCGCUGACGCCGGAAUCAAAGCGAGAAACGGGUUUGAUGCGUUCCACAUUGCUGCCAAACAGGGGAUAUGGGUAUGUCUACGGUCUACCAUGAGACCCUUCGAUGUGUUGAAUGUGCUUAUGGAGGCUCAUCCGGAAUUGACCAUGACGGUGGAUCUAUCAAACACCACGGCUUUGCACACAGCUGCGGCGCAAGGGCAUAUCGAGGUGGUGAACUUUCUGUUGGAAGCAGGAAGCAGCCUGGCAACCAUUGCUAAAAGCAAUGGCAAGACCGCGCUGCAUUCUGCGGCGAGAAAUGGUCAUUUGGAGGUUCUGGUAGCGUUUUUGGACAAGGAGCCUGGUAUCGCAACACGUGUGGAUAAGAAGGGGCAAACGGCACUUCACAUGGCGGCUAAGGGGCAGAAUCUUGAGGUGGUGGAGCAGUUGAUUAACGGACCUUCUUUGAUAAACAUGGCGGAUAACAAAGACAAUACCGCAUUGCAUAUAGCUACUCGGAAGGGUAGAGGGGAGAUUGUGAAGAUGCUACUCGAACACAGUGAAACCAACACAAGGGCAGUAAACAAGUCUGCAGAAACUGCCCUUGACACUGCCGAGAAAACUGGGAACUCGGACAUUAAAGCUUUUCUCCAAGAGCGCGGUGUCCAGAGUGCUAAAGAAAUCAAGCCACAAGCAAGAAACCCAGCUCGAGAGCUGAAACAAACGGUGAGUGACAUCAAGCACGAAGUCCACCACCAGCUAGAACACACUCGCCAGACCAGAAGACGCGUCCAAGGCAUUGCCAAACGCCUUCACAAAAUGCACUCGGAAGGCCUCAACAAUGCCAUAAACUCAAACACUGUCGUGGCUGUCCUCAUUGCCACGGUCACCUUUGCAGCAAUUUUCCAAAUCCCUGGCCAAUACGUUGAUGACCCUGGAGACAUUCCCAAGGGGCAGUCACUUGGCGAGGCAAACAUUGCUCCCAAACUCGCCUUCAUAAUCUUCUUCAUCUUCGACUCCAUUGCGCUUUUCAUUUCUCUUGCUGUCGUGGUGGUGCAAACUUCAGUGGUGGUAAUCGAGAGCAAGGCGAAGAAGCAGAUGAUGGCGAUCAUCAACAAGCUGAUGUGGUUGGCUUGCGUGCUUGUUUCCGUGGCAUUUUUGGCGCUCUCUUUCGUUGUGGUGGGCGAACAGAAGUGGCUAGCAAUUGGAGUAACAAUCAUAGGAACUGUAAUUAUGGCUGCAACUUUAGGGACUAUGUGUUUCUGGGUAGUUAGGCAUCGGAUUGAGGCGAAAAACAUGAGGAGCAUUGGGAGAACAUCGUUGGACAGCAGAUCGCGGUCGUGGUCGUUGUCUGCAGUAAUGUCUGAAUCUGAGCUCCUCAACAAUGACUAUAAGAAGAUGUAUGCAAUUUGAAACUACUUCCACACACACACCUGCCACAUUUUUUGGGUUCUUGUUUUUCCCAGCAUUGGGCCAAACAGGUGUAACUACUAUAGCAUUGAUCAUUUUUUUUUUUUGGAACUAUUAUUGCCACUUUAAAAUCUCAUUCUGUGCUGUAUUUUUUCUUUCUAAAUAUAGGAAGUUUGGAGUGCAAAAUGAGAAUGUUAAGUGCUAAUAAA